GACUUUGUGUUAACCUGUAUUCACAGUACACAUUCAUAGUGAUGAAGAAAAUAGCACACCUUUUGGUACUACUGUCACAUGUCGCCCAUUCAUUCAAUAGGAGGUUUGCAAACACGUGACUUUAGCGGUGGCAUUAACUUUUGGUUAAGUAAGUGGUGGUCAGGCCAACCGAAAUGGCUACAGCAGAGCAAGGAAAACGCGACUCUUUUUCGGAUUAUUUUCGUGCUUUAGAUUCAAAUUCUCAAACUCGAUACAUCGAAAAACUCAAAUUUUGUGAUAGUAUAGAUCUGUAUGCGUUAUCCACGAAGGAUUUGGACUACGAGUUGGAAAAAUAUCCGCCAGUUCAGUUCCCUGAUAUCUCCAACUAUCUGGUGCUACAAACAAGCUUUUGCACUGCUAAACAAAUGAAGGCUUGGAAAAGCAUGGAUUCGUACAAUUUCUUUGUCUGUGGAUGGAUUAAAGAAGUCGGAGUUAACAUCCUGAAAGACAAAUCCUGCAUCAUAAAAAGCCGUGUAAGUAACGAUUUAUGUGAACUUGUACUUGCUAGGUGUGUUAGCUCGGUGGAUGCUAAAACGUGUUUCUGCUGUUCUUUUCAGGUGAAACAUUUGCAAUGUUUAUCAAAAACACCAACUCAUACCUGGUUGUUGAUAAAAGAAGAUGGCAAAAUAAUAACCGUGAACUGCGACUGCAUGGCAGGCUUAGCGGAGUCGUGCCCACAUGUUGGUGCGGUCCUAUACGCCUUGGAGACCGGAGUUCGGAUGCGCCAAUCUGUCGCCUGUACUGAUGAGAAGAGCAAGUGGUUGAUGCCAACUCAUUUAGACAAAAUUCCUGUUGCUCCUGUAUCAGACAUAGAUUUCUCUUCAGCGAGAGCAAAAAAGCAACAAUUGGAUGAUGCCAUCUCCUGCUCUACAACUGAAGCCAAGAAGAUGCCUGCCAAACCAUGUCCACCUGUGGCUAAAGGCUCUGAGACGUAUAAGAAGUUCUUUGAGGAACUUAGCCGGAACUGCCCAAAAAGUGCUGCACUCAUAACAAAUGAGGCUUACUAUAAAAACUUCAUUCCCAAGUCAGCCACCAGCAUGCUCCCAAAGCCAAUCAUGGACUGUCGUACCAAGGAUACAGUCUCUUUAUCAGAUGGUGAUAUGGAUGAGUUGUGCAAGACCUUCACCUUGCCCGCACUUACAGCCUCACAUAUAAGCACAGUUGAGAGGGAGACCCGAAAACAAACAGGCUCAAGGAAGUGGUUUAGACAAAGGGCCGGUCGUAUCACAGCAUCCAAACUGAAGCAAACCCUCCACACUAAAGCUGAUAAGCCAGCCAAGAGUCUUAUCAAGGCUAUAUGUUAUCCAGAAUCUAACAAAUUCUUCUCAUCAGCUACCAGGCAUGGGUGCCAACAUGAAGCACAGGCAAGGCGGGAGUAUGAGAAGGCAAUGGCAGAAACGCAUGAUAGGUUCUCCAUUGCAGAAAUCAAAUCAAAUCAAAUCAACUUUAUUUAUAUGGCACUUUUCAUACAGUCGAGUAACACAAAGUGCCUCACAGAGGAUAAAAACAAAAACAACACAAUACAAAACACUGUGAAAAACCCGAAACCUUACACCCCCCAACAAAUAUACACACAGAUACGUAAUCACAUAUACAUUCACACACAUACGUAGACAUACGAACAGACAUACAGACCCACACACACAAACAUACGAACAUACACACACCAACAUACACCAUCUGUCAGUAAGGAGAUAUAGCGGAGACAUGGCUGGGCUCCGAAAUCCGAAGUGAGGAAGAAGCUACCUUUGGGGGCCACACACACCGAGUGGAGUCAUGGACCAUGACUGCAGGGGAGCCGACACAAGGACCACCCCAGCCCAGGCAGACAGGAGGCUCCACACGAAGGUGUAAAGCUCUCCAGCCACCCGGGCCAGGGCCAUCCACGGGCCAGCACCCCCAUCAGUGGACCAGAAUCAACUCCAGGUGUGGUAGGCCCCCAGGAGGAAACACUGGAGAAACGAGGGACUAAAAUAGUAAAACAAAAGAAAUUGGAUUGCACCUGAAUGCCAAAUGGCCAUACAUGGGAGCAUCACCAGAUGGAAAAGUAAAUUGUGCAUGUUACGGGACCGGAGUUUGUGAGAUUAAGGCAUAGACACAUUCAUUAUAGACCAUGUAUUGGUGGAAAGGAUUGUUCCAGAUUUGGCUUUUUGGCACAAUGUAGUUCCAAAGGCUGAGCUUUUUUUCCGCAAAUGCCUACUUCCAGAAAUUCUGGGCAAAUGGUUCACAAGGCCAGUCACAGCAUCAUUGCAAUCUCAAAACAGAUCCCCUUUAGGAUGUUUAAAGAGGCAGCUAUGAGUACUUUUCAUAUUUUUUGUAUUCUGAAUACAUACUCUUCAUGAGUCUCCCACCUUGGUGCCACCGUAAGAGAUAUAACACAACAGUUUUAGUAGUUCAUUUUUUUAUUAGAUUGCAUCACAUUCUCAAAACAUGGUAAAGUUUUACAAUUUGGUUCUUCCAUGUUGCAUUGUUUUGCUUGAACCAUAUGCAGGUAAUGUAUUUAAGUUGCAGUAAUGUGAAACCUUGCAAAAAUACAAUUUAUUGAAACAUUAAAGUGAGAAAAUUGAAAUAGAAGUGUCUUGAUCUGUUGAUUUUUUUACUUGUAUAACUGAUCUAACAAAUGCAUAAAUGCCUAUCAAGUACUAGGUCGCUACUCUGUACUGUUAUAAGUUGCACAAUUCUCAAAAUACAAUUCUGAAAAGUAUCAAUUUUCAUUCCUACAAAAACACAUGAAAAACAGUUCACUUUUUGCUCUUGUAAUACAAACUUUAGACAUUUGUUGUUUUUAAAUUGCCACUCUUACUCUUGGAAUUUUAAAUAAUUUAUGUUUUUUUAUCCAAGACGAUACAUUCAUAUGCUUUGACUAUUUUUAUACUUAAUUCAUUUGGCACCACACUCUGACAAAUUUGUAAGUGCACAGCAAAUAACCCCUAUUUUAUCUGUCACUGCAACACCAUCAUCUCCUUCAACUAGCAUGUGCUCCUUUGUCAUUGCCCGACUCUGCAGUAUCUGGUACUUUCGCCGCACAAGUCCAAUGGAUCCUGACACUGGCGAUUUUGCGUGUUUCCUCUACGUCACAUGGCGACAACUGAGAUUUCCCUUUAGUGAAUGCAGGGGUAUUCAAAGUUGCACCGUACAAACCCACACUGUCAGCGAUUGUGAAACCACGGUCUGCUAGCACAAUGUCCCCUGGUAAUAAGUGGUCAAGAAUACCACUGUCCUCAGUGAGUUUUUUUGUCACUAGCUCUGCCUCCCCAUGCUUUAGAUAUAAAUGAGACAUGUCCUUGCGGUGUAAUUCCAAUCAAAAAUUUGAAUGUAUUAUGGUGUUUAUAAUUUGACCAUGUCUGAAAAUGUGAAUUUGAAGGCCUUUCAAUAAAUACCUCAAAACAGUCUAUGAUGACAGCCAUCUUUGAUCCAAAAGCCUGUCUAAACUCCAUGGGCAUUGUAGCUCUCAGUGCUUCUCUUUCUGGCCACUCAAUUAAAAACCUGAGUCUGAGAUGUAACACAGAGAGCACUUUAUGAAAAAUUCUGCUUGCAGUAGAUUCAGAUAUUUCAAAUUGGUAUGCCAGGUCUUUAAGGGGUAAGGUCAGUCAUAACCUCAUGAAAACCAGCAUUAGCUGCUUGAACUUGUCCAGAGAAGACAGUGCUGUGGUGCUUAUGUAUGGUUCACAAAGAGAUAGUACUUGCAUAAGAACUAGAAAGUUGGGCAGUCCUGUGUAAAAAUUUGGCUUUUCAUUACUUUUCUGAAAUGACUCUUUACUGAUAGCUGUGUCUAGUGCCUUUGAUCUGAGUUCAUAAAGUUCACAGUUCAAGCUCCUCAACUCCUCUUCCAUGCUAACAAUAUCGGCACCGGUCAGAUCUGUUUGGCAUUCUACACUGGACAAGAAGUCCUCAAAUUCAUACGACCGCAUCGGUCGUUUGCACUGUGCACCGGAAUACGACCUAUGCGGUCGUAUGAACGUUUGCGCCCCUACGGGGAAAAUGAACGCAUUAUGGGAUUUAAUUCGCGAAACGGCUUUUCCGUCACAAAACGGCUUUUUCUCACUUUUCCAACACGUUUUUAGGGUUAGGGAUAGGGACAGGGAUAGCGUUAGAUAAAAGUUUGUUCAUGAUGACGUUUCACCUGCGACUCCAGAGUGUCGAUAUUUACUCAACCGCUAGAGGUCGCAUACGUCAAAAUGUAACACUGGGUCGUAAUACGGGCGUGUACAGACGACCUAUGUGGUCGUUUUUUGUUUGAGGACAGGCUGACACUGGAGCAUCCGUCACCAGGGCAACCGUCCUGCGCUGCAUUGAUCGCUUCAAUCUGCUGAACAUCGGAACUCUGGACUUGCUGUGUGUCAAAUCUCAUGAGUUUGUGAAAGUGUAACAAGGCCUCGCACCUUCUGAACAUUUCCUCUUUUCGUCUCGAGUUUGCAAUCGCUCAUUUCGCUCCAGCGUCUCUGCAGUCGGCUGUUUCACUUUCUCGUGGCCAAGUUUCCUCGUUGGAGCCCAGUCUAUGUCCUCCUCAUCAUAUAGAUUGCUAGGACGCCCUGUUGAACAAUGUGAGAAUAUUACACGGGUUAAAAUCGUACUAUUCUGACUGCUUCGUUUGGCUAUCAACAGAAACCGUCGUUUUGGACUAGAGUAAACAAGAUAAAAACAGCGAACGUUAGCUUGUUAGGUGGGUAGUUAGUGUUACCAAUCUUUAAAGAAUGGGUCUUAAAACCAACACAGAAAGGCUCUAAGCAUGUAUAUUAUAAUAAUUCACUAACCUUUAACGAAGUGAUCGCCACAGACUGGCAUUCUUUGACUCCGCUCCCUUCGAACUUAAGGAAAUGUUACCGAACCAUUUUUCUCUGCGUCUUCUCGUAAAAUCCUUAGUACGAGGCCUUUUUCUAAUCUCUGAACCCUGAAGUAUCCUUUAUCAAUUUCGCGAUUUGAUCAAUUAGAACAACCUAAAACAACACACGCAUAAGGCAUUUUUGACCGAUGAGUGAACGUUAGCCACGCUCGCUGCAGUCAACAAUGAGCUCCACUAACCACCACUUCGUGAUUCAAUUCAAUUCAAUUUUAUUUGUAUAGCGUCAAUUACAGUCAAAUAGUCUCAAGAUGCUUUACAGAACCCAUGCGUGAUAUGCAUAGGUAAUGAGGCGGAUGUGACAUCAUUUGCAAGCCACCUAUUUCUCAGGGUUAUCCACCAUUCCUAUUUGCAAGUAUUUACCAGACUCAUCCUUUGUUUCCGUCUGCCGUACCCCCCGUCUUAUCUCCUGUUAUCACACCUUUGCUAUUUGCAAGUGUUUACCAGACUCAUCCUUUACCAUCUGUCAUGCCCCUUGUCUUACCUCCUGUUAUCCAAUUGCCCUUUUGUUCUGUUGGUUUACCCUUGAUUCAGCUAUACGCAAAUUAACCACUGUCAACCUUGGUAUUUACUUACAACCCCCCCAACCCUUCCUCUGAGAUGUUCCUUUUGUCUUACCCUCUGUAUUUGCAUACAGCCCCUCUCCACCCUCUGACAUCCCUAUAAAAUGGGAAACCUCCAAAAUGUUCUGGGUCGGCUUACAUUCACAGACUCCUGCUCUGUGUUGGUAAGCCCACCGUAUGCCAGAAUACCAGUAAACACCCCACUACAGCAAACUUUGCAAAACUAAGAGUGAAAUUUCUUCAACAGUAGUACACAUUCAUAGUACACACUCAUGGUACACAUUCAUAAUACAAUGCAAUAACUUUAUUAGUCUCUGAAGGGAAAUUAAUAAAAUAAUGCACAUUCAUAUUCAUAAUACACAGUCAUAGUACGCAUUUAUAGUAUACAUUCAUAGUACAUAUUCACAGUACACAUUCAUAGUGCAUAUUUAUAGUACAUUGUAAAAGUACACAUUCAUAGUACAUAUUCAUAGUACACAUUCAUAGUACACAUUUAUAGUACGUGUUAAUAUUUAUAAUACAAAUUCGUAGUAUACAUCUAUAGUACAUAUUCAUAGUACUCAUGUGUAGGACACAUUGAUAAUUCACAUGUAGCGGUCAACGGGAAUUGAUGGGACUCAGAGAAUCCCCACAAUUUAAUCAAUUAUUCCUGCUAUUGUUUCCGAUGGUGGUGGAUUUGUUGUAGGAGCGCAAUGAUUUGAUCGUCAGCAGGCCGCUGACAUAGCGUUCACUUGUUGCCAUGGUUACUGUGCUGCUAUCAGACUUCGUGCCACUAUCUCGAUGGGAAAUCCUUAACAAAUCUGGGUAUCCAAACUUUAAGCUGCAUCACUGCCAAAGUGUGAUCUUUUUUUUUUUUUUUUGUAAUCACCCGUGCACCACAAUAUUGCACGGGUGUAAAACAAUUUAGCUACGCUAUGGUGAAGAACAUCAGGGAAUUAAUUGUUUUUCCUGGUCUUCAGCAGUAAUUUUUGUUGGUAAAUGAGAGACAUGAGUAUCGCACACGUCUACAUCUUCAAACCAUAAACAAGGAAGUGAAUUUGGUGACAUACGUGUAUUACAUUUGCACUGGGGACCACUAUGAUUGGUGGAACUCAUGGGAGGUGGGCCAAAAUUGAGAGAAAGUUGCGGUGAUUGGACAAAAUUGCAAGGCCGCGCAAAAUUCGUGGAGAUUGGACGAUUUCGUGUGAAUUCGCACGUUCACAACAUUGCGAAUUCCUGGAGGGACUGCAUAGUACACAAUCAUAAUAUACAUUCAUAGUUCACAUUUCUAAGGUUAUAUUGAUUAUUGAAGACGCUGAACCUGAAACUAAUUUUUGUUUGCUUG
Acanthochromis polyacanthus (spiny chromis) is the source of this 6766-nucleotide messenger RNA. RefSeq lists its product as uncharacterized. The transcript has 4 exons. The record is from RefSeq and is a predicted model, not a curated record. Gene Ontology annotation, molecular function: zinc ion binding. The coding region runs from base 174 to 1652 and encodes 492 amino acids. Lineage: Eukaryota; Metazoa; Chordata; Actinopteri; Pomacentridae.